UCGCAAUAAAAGAUCACACACAGUUCAUUCCGAACGCAUCUUCAAAGUUUAAUUGCCAAAAAUCACCAUUCUGCUGUUUCAUAGAGUUAGUACCAACUUUGGCGGUACGGAUGGCACUAAUUAAUGUGCUUACGAAGUGGAAACAAAUGACUAUCACCGCGACCGACGAUCCGGCGACUGAUGGCGCUAAAAGCAGAAGCGGAACAAUAUUCCGGAUUAUGACACUAGUAACUAUACCUAGUACCAGUGUACUUCGUCUAUCGAGUAGCGUUCGUGUGAUUCUGACUGUGUGGUAUCAUCCGCACCAACUUGGCCAUUUAACUGUAGUGGCUAAUUUCGAGCCACUCCGGUUUUCGGUGUCCGCAACGCAACGAACACCAGAACAGCCACCAGACGACGCACUGACAAUUGGACACAGUGGGCACCGAAGAAUCGUCAACCCAGAACCAGGACCGACGUUGAACGUUUGGAAAUUUACAAUCCAUGUGCGAUGAAAGUUAUUCUGCAAUUAGUUUUAAUUGUAAUACCGAGCUUUAUCCGGACCGAAGCCAUCGACGUCACUGGUGGACGGAGUGGCACAAUCAUUGUCACCAGCCAACAUGGGAAGAGCUCUAAUGGUCUAUCGAUGGGGAUCAAGAACUUCGACCGUGCAGCUGGCAGGCAACGCUCGGCUAGCUAUGAACGGGAUUUAGUGAUAGACACAAUAGAAGCUGCAGAUUAUCCGGCUGAAAUUCAUGUGGUCACUACCAAAGAUGGGUACAUACUGAAGCUGCACCGCAUUGCGGAUCCGGCUCUUCAGAAGGACACUGAUUACUCAGAUGAGGAGCAAACAGUGAACGCAUCGGGAGGUUGUCAAGGUGUUGUGCUUCUCAUGCAUGGGUUAUUCUCGACGGCAGCCGAUUUCGUCGUGACCGGGCCGGAAAGUGGAUUGGCUUUUGUGUUGGCGGAUGCCGGAUUCGAUGUUUGGAUGGGUAAUGCACGUGGGACGCGUUUUUCGAGGAAGAAUUUGCAUCGUACUCCCAAGGAAGCAGCCUUUUGGGAUUUCAGCUGGCACGAAAUCGGCACCGGAGACCUGCCCGCCAUCAUCGACUACAUUCUACGGCUAACGACCCAGCGGAAACUGUUCUACGUGGGCCAUAACCAGGGCGUAACGGCUUUGUUGGCGCUUCUUGCGGAGAAACCGCGAUACAAUCGAAAAAUUUCCAUCGCCGCCGGAAUGGCUCCCGUUGCCUAUCUUGGCAACGGAAAUAACGAAAUCGUGAAAAAUCUCGCCAAAUUCAACGACCAACUUUGGAAAACUUUAAAUACGCUGAAUAUAUUCGAGCUCACCCCCACGGAAAGCGUUCUGCAAUUUCUGGGAAACAUAAUUUGCUCCGGUGAAGCGCCAACCCAAACAGUGUGCUCCGAUCUGCUGGCGGAAAUGUUCGGAUACUCGUCGGAUCAGGCCAAACUGCUGCUGCCCGGGAUGCUGGACAAUGUGAUGACGGGGAUUUCCACGAAGCAGCUCAUUCACUACGGACAGUUGAUUCAAUCCAGAAAGUUUCAACAGUUCGACUACAUUAGCUUUCUGACCAACAUGCAGAGAUAUAAACAAGUUAAACCACCAGAGUACGAUUUGUCUAGAGUUUCGGUACCGUUUGUUCUAUUCUCCGGAAGCAGAGAGUUUUUCACGUCACCGAUGGAUUUCCAGAAGUUGGUGAAGAACUUACCGAAUGUGGAAUCCCAAUCGGAGCUUCCAGCAUGGGGUCACAUGGAUUUCAUAUACAACGCACAGGUCUAUUUGAAAGUGUACAGUAAAAUUAUAGAAUUUAUGCAGAACUAUUCCUCAUCGAAUACGGGUAAUACAUCUGUCCAUUCUAUACAAACCUAGAAAAUAUCAUGUAAUUUUAAGUG
This is a messenger RNA of Aedes albopictus (Asian tiger mosquito), 1893 nucleotides long. Its product is annotated as lipase 3-like. NCBI's taxonomy places the organism in Eukaryota, Metazoa, Arthropoda, Insecta, Diptera, Culicidae. Gene Ontology annotation, molecular function: hydrolase activity, acting on ester bonds. The coding region runs from base 491 to 1870 and encodes 459 amino acids. The record is from RefSeq and is a predicted model, not a curated record. Gene Ontology annotation, biological process: lipid metabolic process. The transcript is spliced from 6 exons.